AUGAAUCCACCUUCGUCUCCGUCAAGCCCGUUCUCGCCCACCCGGCCUUCGAGACUCAUCCUACACCAAUGCUCUCUGAGCGAAGCUCAAACGCAGCUUCGAGUGUCCCCUGGAAGAUUACGACUCUACGCAUCAGAAGCAGACAAUGAUGCACAGAGAAACGAGCGCAAUGAAACGAACACACCGCCAGUCUCUAGCGCCUACAGCACCCCCUGCAAAUCACCGGAUCUCCCCAUCGACAAAUCCUUCUCUUACGAUGCAAAGGAAGAACCAAGCGGUCUUAAAACACCGUCGCCUGUCAGCUAUCGUGCAAAUCGCUUUCGCUUAGACCUCGAUUCGCUGGACAUCACUUCAGGGACAGCAAGCAACUUGAAGCCAGUCUGGUUAAAGGAAGACAGCUACGACAGUCACAGUCUCAACAGUAUCCCGGAAGUAUGGAAGCCGCCAAAGCCACGAAAACCGUCGUUCCUCAUUGCUCCAGGCUCGACUGUUUUCGAUACUAUGCCAAAUCCUUCCGAGAAUGCUCAAUACCCUACAUACACCGGUCUGGGUGCGGAACAGGACCAGCAGGAUACGAAACUACCGCUGUCUUCUGGUGCUUAUAGACCUCGCAAAAUCUGUUUGGAUGUUAACCAAGCGACGAGGAAACAAGGGGGUACCGGGGUUGGUAGGUCUCGAGGACAAGCAAGGAAGAUUAUCUGGCGCCCUUCGCUACGAUCAGCCCCGUAUCGCACUCCUGCGGAGACUUACCAGAUACUGAUUGAUGAUCCGGAGAGACCUUUUCCAAUGCCUAUUCCUACGAUGGACAAAUUACCGCUUCGUUGGGAAAGCUUGAAGUAUCGAUCAUUGGAUGGUCAAGAGACGGACAGGAGUGAUGAGCGGGGCGAUAAUUUACUUCUAUGUCUCAGCAAGAAGGUUUUCGAACUUGCUUUGGUUACUUUCUCACUAGAUGAGUUUGAGCAUUCUGGUCAAUCGUCGGAGUCCAGUUCUCUGUUCCGAGUGGGAUUUCGAUUGUCAGUAACGCCACUCAAGACUUCGAACUUUCCAAACCGUGAGCAAAGAGUCAUUUCGGGCUUUCCGGUUGACGAUGCUGUCAAUCUAUUACGGCUGAGAUUCGCUGUGCCGGUCUUGUUGCUACGCGCGAUUUCUCUAAUCACUGCUACCGCCCAAAGUCUGGGAUCUUCGAAAGGUCUCACGACAAUUGUCAGAUUUAUUACGGCGCUGUUCGUUUUACUUGUUAUCACGGUCGUAUGGAUGUGUGACAAGCUUCGUUUGAAUGCGACUUCUGGAUGGAAGGUAGGCCCGAGAACGCCACGCUCAUGGUUUUGA
Messenger RNA from Aspergillus chevalieri, 1329 nucleotides. RefSeq lists its product as uncharacterized. Lineage: Eukaryota; Fungi; Ascomycota; Eurotiomycetes; Eurotiales; Aspergillaceae. The transcript has a single exon. Bases 1 to 1329 code for a protein of 442 amino acids. The record is from RefSeq and is a predicted model, not a curated record.